Messenger RNA from Entelurus aequoreus (snake pipefish), 4362 nucleotides. Its product is annotated as MICAL-like protein 2. Gene Ontology annotation, molecular function: protein binding. The coding region runs from base 250 to 3273 and encodes 1007 amino acids. The transcript is spliced from 16 exons. NCBI's taxonomy places the organism in Eukaryota, Metazoa, Chordata, Actinopteri, Syngnathiformes, Syngnathidae. The record is from RefSeq and is a predicted model, not a curated record.
AGUCCUUUCUACAGGUGUCUCGACUCUUGACAGUCCGCCUCACUUCCUUGUUGACUUUGGAGGAGAGAAGCAAACAAACGACGUGUCGUGUCCACGCUGUCCUCACCGGCAUCCUUACGACCUUUAAAGGCGUCGUGACAAGUUCCACGAGUGAAGUAAAGGAAGUGGGGGGAGUUCCGUGGUGGUAUAGCGGAGUGUUCGAGGCGAGGAGUCCGCUGAGACGGCACUGAGCUCCGGCGUGCUGGCGGCAUGGCAGCCGUGAAGGCUCUCCAGCAGUGGUGCCGCAUCCAGUGUGAAGGCUACCGGGAUGUGAACAUCAAAAACAUGACCUCGUCGUUCCGGGACGGGUUGGCUUUCUGUGCGCUCAUCCACAAACAACGACCCGAACUCAUUGAUUUUGAUUCCUUGAGGAAAGAAAAUGUCUAUGAGAACAACCACCUGGCGUUUAAGGUUGCAGAGGAGCAGCUUGGAAUUCCUGCACUCUUGGAUGCAGAAGAUAUGGUGGCUCUCAAAGUCCCGGACCGCCUCAGCAUCCUCACAUAUGUCUCCCAGUACUAUAACUACUUUCAUGGACGCUCUCCAAUUGGAGGUGUAGGCGCUGGAAAGCGACCUGCCGAGGUACCCGAUGACGGGCCGCCCGGGAAGAAAAACCAGGCAGUGGUGUCUAAAGUGUUCCAGCCGUCUAAGGAGAAUAACCCUCCACCUUUUUUUGCCAUCACACAGCCUCUUCCUCGCCCGAGAGAAACAAGAAACAAUGCGCGGGAGUUUCCAGCAGAGAAAUCUCAUCAGGUUGGAACCCUGAGUAACAAGUGUGUGUCCUGCAACCAGCACGUUCACCUGGUGCAGCGACAUCUAGUGGACGGGAAGCUCUAUCACAGGAACUGUGCAAAGUUACUGGAUCUUCCAAACACAAGCACACUUCUAAGAAAUGUUCCCUCCAGAGUCACUCCUCCUGCAGACCUCACUAAAGACAACACAGUGACCCCCGCGGCUCCACCCAGACUGGGCCCCGCGGCCCAGAAACCAAGCGCUCCUUUAAGCAUCUCCAUCACGUCUUCAACUCCUUCGUCAAGUAACACCACGCCCGCUAAAGAGAGUAAGGGUCCCGUCUCCAAACCGUCAUCUACCGUCAUUACACCCGCCCCCAUCAGCACCCAGCCCGUGGCGGCACCUCGUACUUCUACCACAGCGGCCAAGACCCUUCAGUCCAAGCUUGCCUUCUUUCAGGCAGAAAGUGCGGAUAAAAAACCUGUAGCCAUGAUUGUAGACCCCCCAAAAGGGGCAAAGUCUACUGAUCCUGUUCAGGAAACAAAAGGAGGCACAAAUACUCUUGGAGCUAAAAGUCAGGCAAAGGUGAAGGAAGACACAGCAAAGAAGGCCGGCGAUGACAAAAGCAGUAAAACAAAGCCUACAGAAACCUCUAAAAACGUCUCAAAGGUGGAAAACAACAAUAGUAAAACAGAGCUUGCAGAAACCUUGAAUAAAGUCUUAAAGGUGGAAAAAAAAAACAAUAGUCAAACAGAGCUUGCACAAACCUCUAAAAAAGUAUCAAACGUGGAAAACAACAAUAGUAAAACAGAGUUUGCAGAAACCUUUAAUAAAGUCUUAAAGGUGGAAAAAAACAACAACAAUAGUAAAACAGAGCUUGCACAAACCUCUAAGAAAGUAUCAUACGUGGAAAACAACAAUAGUAAAACAGAGUUUGCAGAAACCUCUAGGAAAGUCUCAAAAGAGGAAAACUACAGUAGUAAAACAAAGCUUGCACAAACCUCGAAGGAAGUCUCACAGGUGGAAAACAACAAUAGUAAAACAGAGCUUGCACAAACCUCUAAGAAAGUAUCAUACGUGGAAAACAACAAUAGUAAAACAGAGUUUGCAGAAACCUCUAAGAAAGUCUCAAAAGAGGAAAACUACAGUAGUAAAACAAAGCUUGCACAAACCUCGAAGGAAGUCUCACAGGUGGAAAACAACAAUAGUAAAACAGAGCUUGCACAAACCUCUAAGAAAGUCUCAAAGGUGGAAAACAACAACAACAAUGGUAAAACAGAGCUUACAGAAACCUCUAAGAAAGUCUCAAAGGUGGAAAACAACAACAACAAUGGUAAAACAGAGCUUACAGAAACCUCUAAGAAAGUCUCAAAGGUAGAAAACAACAACAACAAUGGUAAAACAGAGCUUGCAGAAACCUCAAAGAAAGUCUCAAAGGAGGAAAACUACAACAACAGUAAUCCGACACCAAAGUCUGACCUCCCCAAGCAAACUGAUGUAACUUCUCAGGUCCAGGAAGUCAAGAAGCCCACAGAAGGGGUCAGAGGGAAGAUGAGGCUCAGGCUCAAAAUCAACCCAUCCAUCCUGUCCGACCUGCAGCCUCCACCGCCAGAGGGGAGCCCCCUCUCAGUCAGCAGCAGCCAGCCAAGAGCCAAAACUCCAGACAGAGGCUCAAAACCUGCUGCACCACCCAGAACUUCAGCAUCAGCAGACAAGGAGACGCCCACAGAUUGGAGAGCCAUGCUUAAACCUGCCUCCAAAGAUACAAAAGCUGCUGACUCAUCCCAGUCCUCUGCGAGACUGCAGACGGACAAAACUGCAAACUCGCCGUCAACCCAAGUGUCUUUAAAACCAUUGGUGGAUCCCCCUAAACCUACCGGCAUCUCUGUCACCGUCCCGUCAUCACAAGGCUUCCGUAACUACGAAAGUAAGCCCACAACAAAACCAUCAGAGUCAAACUUCUUAAAGACAAAGCCAAACUUCAUCCCCAAAGAGGCCAUCCUGCAGGAGCUGCAGGAGAUCGAAGAUAACAUCAACCAGUUGGAGAAGAGAGGGGUGGUGCUGGAGACGAAGCUACGCCACAGUGAAGACGAGGGGGAGGAUGACUCUCUCAUGGACGAGCUGAUGGUGGAGUGGUUCGGCCUGAUCAGAAACAAGCAGUUGGCCAUGCGACGCGAGUCCGAGCUUGUCUACAUAGGGAAGACCCAGGACUUGGAGGAGCAGCAGCCUAGUGUUGAACAGGAGCUCAGGAAGCUGAUUGACAAACCAGAACAUCUGAAGACGGCGUGGGACCGCAAGCGAGAAGAACAGCUGAUGAGCAAACUGAUGGAUAUCGUCAAUGACCGCAAUGCUAUCGUAGAAGGGCUGGAUGAAGACAGGCUCAGAGAGGAAGAGGAAGACCAGGAGCUGAACAAGUUGAUGAUGAAUCUCAAUGCAAAAAAAGACAAGAAGAAGAAGUCGCCCAUGUCCAAACUCUUCACUUGGGGGAGCAAGAAGGAAGCGUGAUGCCACUCAAACAUGUUUGCUGCUCUCCUCUGGUACCUUUCAUCUUAGUCCACUUUAGUUUAGUUCCAUUUUAAUGCUCAUGGGUGAGUGUGAGGGGGAGUACAUACAGUAUGGUGGUCACAAAAACACACACACACACACACACACACACACACACACACACACACACACACACACACACACACACACACACACACACACACACACACACACACACACACACACACACAGUCAGUCAGAUCUGGGGGGUUAAUGAUACUCAGUUAUUGGGUUUAUUGCUCCAGUUGUAAAUGUAAUCUUCUUACAGUCUUAAUCUGUCUACUUAAUGCACACACACGCACAAACACUCACACACGUUUGCACACAAACUCAUCCACACGAUGGCAUGUGGGUUUGAAACACUAAUAUGAGCAAAAGAAACAACAUUUUUUUUAAAUGUUUUAAAGCUGUGUUGUAAAUGUGUUAAAGCUGAAAGUUGUGAUCGAUGGAAUGCCCUGAGAGGACAAUGACCUGGAUGCAUGAGAACAUUCAUAGACAUGUUUGAAAGCUGCUUCUUGCAUUGGGGUGUGAUGCUGGCUCCGUGUCACACACUGCAACUUACCCCCUGUCAUGUCUUUCUUGGGUGUCUUUUUUUUUUUAAGUGAAAAGAUUCAAAAUAACUGGUCCAAAGAUGAGAUGUGGGCAGGGUGUAGUGAUCCACAUUGGAUCUGAAUGGAUUUAAAAUGUACGAAGGCUCCGGAGUAUCUUUUUGUACAAUUUAACAUUGUAUUUAAGUCUCGUUUCCCCUUUUAUUUCCCUGCAAGACAUCUGCAGCUUAAAGAGAUUUUAUCAUUAAAUAGAUUGAAAGUUGAUGUUUGUUUGUUGCUUUAAAAAAAAAAAAAAUGCUGGAUUUGUGAUUGUUGUUCAUAAUAAUUUAUUAAAAUUAUUAGACUAUAUUACACAAAAUAACUUGACAAUUCAUCAUUAAUAUAAGUAAUCUAACUAUUUUGUCAAAAUAAAAUGAGGGGGGGAUUGUUGUCAUUGCCCAGUACACUACUUAAAAAAACUGUGUGUAUAUGUACAUACACGAAUGUGUAUAUAUAUACGUGU